Penicillium diatomitis is the source of this 1152-nucleotide messenger RNA. It is a transcript of the gene aspC, whose product is annotated as septin CDC12. The record is from RefSeq and is a predicted model, not a curated record. NCBI's taxonomy places the organism in Eukaryota, Fungi, Ascomycota, Eurotiomycetes, Eurotiales, Aspergillaceae. Gene Ontology annotation, biological process: cytoskeleton-dependent cytokinesis. The transcript has 7 exons. Bases 1 to 1152 code for a protein of 383 amino acids. Gene Ontology annotation, molecular function: GTP binding; molecular adaptor activity; GTPase activity. Gene Ontology annotation, cellular component: cell division site; cytosol; microtubule cytoskeleton.
AUGUCUACAACGGAGACCGCUAGCCCCAUUGGCAUUGCCAAUCUGCCCAACCAGCGACACAAGAUCGUUGCGAAGCGGGGUGCGGCUUUCACAAUCAUGGUCGCUGGAGAGUCGGGACUUGGAAAGACUACCUUCAUCAACACUCUUUUCUCAACCACAAUUAAGAACUACGCCGAUCACAAGCGCCGCCACCAGAAGCAGGUUGACCGCACUGUCGAGAUCGAGAUCACCAAGGCUGAAUUGGAGGAGAAGUUCUUCAAAGUCCGAUUGACUGUUAUUGACACCCCUGGUUUCGGCGACUAUGUGAACAACCGCGACUCAUGGCAGCCAAUCAUCGAAUUCCUGGAUGAUCAGCACGAGAGCUACAUGCUCCAGGAACAGCAGCCCCGCCGUACCGACAAGAUUGAUAUGCGUGUUCACGCCUGCCUGUACUUCAUUCGCCCUACUGGACACACCCUCAAGCCCCUCGACAUUGAGGUCAUGAAACGCCUCAGCACCCGGGUUAACUUGAUUCCAGUGAUCGCCAAGGCCGAUACUCUCAGCCCAGCAGACCUGGCCAAGUACAAAGCGAGAGUUCGUGCGGUCAUUGAGGCUCAAGGAAUCAAGAUUUACACCCCGCCCGUUGAGGAGGAUGAUGAGCAUGCUGCCACCCACGCCCGUACCCUGAUGGCGGCCAUGCCUUUCGCUGUCAUCGGCUCUGAGAAGGACGUCAAGGCCAACGACGGCCGUGUUGUCAAGGGUCGCCAGUAUGCUUGGGGUGUUGCGGAGGUGGAGAACGAUGACCACUGCGAUUUUAAGAAGCUUCGCUCGAUCUUGAUUCGUACUCACAUGCUCGAUCUCAUCCACACUACUGAAGAGUCUCAUUACGAGGCCUAUCGCGCUCAGCAAAUGGAGACCCGUAAAUUUGGCGAAGCCCGACCCCGCAAACUUGACAACCCCAAGUUCAAGGAAGAGGAAGAGAACCUGCGCAAGCGGUUCACCGAGCAAGUCAAGGUCGAAGAGAGCCGUUUCCGUCAGUGGGAACAGAAACUCAUCUCCGAGCGCGACCGACUCAACAAGGAUCUCGAGGCAACCCAUGCUGCGAUCAAAGCUCUCGAGCAAGAGAUCGAGGGUCUCCAGAGCUCUGGCACUCGCAGCCACGGCCGUCGCUAA